Botrytis fragariae is the source of this 1341-nucleotide messenger RNA. RefSeq names its product putative fad binding domain-containing protein. NCBI's taxonomy places the organism in Eukaryota, Fungi, Ascomycota, Leotiomycetes, Helotiales, Sclerotiniaceae. Gene Ontology annotation, molecular function: FAD binding. The coding region runs from base 1 to 1341 and encodes 446 amino acids. The record is from RefSeq and is a predicted model, not a curated record. The transcript is spliced from 4 exons.
AUGAGUGGUCUUUUUCAACUCUGGGAGCUGAAAGAGAUUUUGACUUCCACUUGUAAGAUCUUGACAGAUCCUAAUGAUCUCAAUUUUGCAGAGUAUCUGAAGCGAUGGACGGAUAUUGACUUGAAGACUCCUGGAGCUAUCGUACUCCCUACUUUAGAAAUUGAUUGCCAAAACAUUAGCGGAGGUCACAGUGCAUGGUCUACUAUUGGAAGUAACGGCAUCAUUAUUGACUUGAGUUUAUACAAGGGUAUAGAAGUGUACACAGAGUCUGGCACAGCAAUGCUUAAAGGGAGUAUUCUUUCUAAAGAAGUAGCAGGAACUCUUGCAGACGCUGGGUUCUUCACUGCUUUGGGAAACGGUAACACAGUGGGCGCUAUCCCAUACUUUCUUGGUGGUGGUUGUUCCAUUACUUCUUCUAUUACUGGUUUUGGAUCAGACCAAAUUAUCUCGGCUCGUGUCAUAACUGCAGAUGGAGAAUUGAUCAAUGUCACUGAUGACACAAAUCCGGAUCUGCUUUACGCCAUACGUGGAGCUGGGCAACAUUUUGGUCUCGUAACACAACUCGUCAUCAAAAUCUAUCCUUUGAAGAAUCUUGGGAACGAUGAAGGUGUCGUUUGGGUUGGAAGUUUUGUCUUUCCACUUGAUCGUGCUUGCGAAGUGACUUCUGUCAUGAAAAAAUUAAUGAACAAUGAUCAAUAUGCAACGGCUGGUCUCAUGAUGAUCAUGGCGCCACCCCCAGCAAGAGAUCCAUGUUUGGUUAUUGCGGCUCGUUACACCGGGAAUCCUGACGAUGCGGCAUUAGCAUAUAAAGACAUAUACGACCUAGAGCCACUUGUUGCCAAUGGAGCGACGGUACCAAUUCAGAAUGCAAGCGAUAGAGGGGAAGCACUCGCGGCCAAGGGGGGCUUUAAACAAUUCGGUAUUGUUGGCCUGCAUCAAUUCGAUGAAGAAGCCUUUCUUCGGAUAAUUGCAAUCUGGACGGAGAUGAUUGCCACAUGUCCAGAUGCAGUAAAUACUGCAUUCAAUUUUCAAUGGGAUUCUCGGCCCGUAAAGAGGCCUAGUAUUGAGUCAGCCAUGUGUCUUCACGACAUUAGGUAUUGGCAAAACAAUUUCAUCUGGCACACUGAAUCUAAGAAUCGAUCGAAAGUUGACGAAUUUAAUGAGCGAUCUAUUGCCAUAAUGCGUGGUAAUGAUGAGGCAAAUUUUGUAGAUUUUCAGAAUGGUACUCGAGCUGGACCUAUUGAGCGGAGAUUUAGAGGAAACAAAAGGCUUACCAAAUUGAUGGCCUUGAAGAGAGAAUGGGAUCCAAGAGGUGUAUUCAAGUCUGAAUUACUCUAUUAA